AUGGGUACGAAAGGCCUCUGGGGUUAUCUUGAGAGUCAUGGGCUCAUCUCGCAGGCUCGAGGAAAUAAAGGAGGAGAGGCCAUUAUGGAGCCGAAUCAUCUCUUAAUUGAUAUGAAUGCUCUUGUGCAUAGUGUCAUUGUUCGAGAUCAACUCACAUCAAGAAAAGUUAUACAAGAUGUGAUCGCAUCUAUUAAACGAAUCUUGUUGUUAUUUCCCCCUACAGAGACAUUUGCUUUGGUAUUUGAUGGAGCAGCACCUCUUGCAAAGUUGCGUUUGCAGAAAGAGCGACGUGGUGAUAUGGGAAUUCCUAAAGAUAUGUUACAACCUUCAAAUUCAACAGUGGGAUCAAGGUAUAAUCACAAUUAUCAUGAAAGAGAAGUAAAACUUCGGAGAGAAGAAGUAUUGACGGGAUCAGAGUUUUUAUUGGCCUGUGAAGACGCCGUACGAUGUGCACUAACUAUAGAGAGUGAAAAUGGUCAAAGUUUUGUAAAAAACCCGGAUUGUACUAUUAUCAUUAGUGGUUGUACAGAGGCAGGUGAGGGAGAAUUAAAAAUAUCGUCUAUACUACGAGAAAUUUGGAUGAAACAACAACAAACAAAUACUUACACAGGAGAAGAUGUAAUUAUUGUUUUUGGAAAUGAUUCAGAUUUGGCAUUAAUUGGUAUCGCAUGCACUCCAUAUCAAAGUUAUUAUAUUGUUGAUCCAGUAGACUUUGCCAUGACUGAUGUUGGAAAACUUUUUGAACAUUGGAGACGUAGUGUUCCUAAUGGACGUUUACCAUAUGCACUCUUGCCUUCCUAUCGUAUUGAUUUUCUCUUUCUUACAUUACUCAGUGGAGGGGACUGGUAUGAAGGUAUUGGUAAUACCAGUAGACAAUUAUGGCGUCGAUAUCGUGAUCUUCGUUUGAAUGGAGGUUAUUAUAGACGUUCACUCAUAUCUGGAGAAACAUUUGAUAUAGAUAUUGAAUUUCUCCGAUCGGUGAUGGAUGUAAAGACAGGUAUUUAUAGUAAUGGUCACCCAUCAAAAAAUAAACAGAUAACCAUGCGGAAGGUAUCUUCUUUACCACCAUCCUCUGUGGAAGGUGGAGUGGAUUUGUUAAAGGGUGCAAUGUGGGCUCUUAAAUCUAUAGUGGCAGGACAAUGUUUUGAUUAUAACUUUCGCGUACAACCAAAGAAAACGACUAUGGGAAUGCUUAAAGCUGCAGCAUAUAAAAAGAAACUGACGGAGAGUAUUCGUCCAGUAUCCACUUCACCUAUUCCAUUGUAUUCUCCAUUAGAACAAUGCUUAGCAGUAAUGGGUAAACGUGGUCGUUAUUCUCAAGAGCUUAUUCGUGCAGUAGUGGCAGUAGGUGAGAAUGGUGGACAUACGCUUACAAUUUCCCACUCCACAACGUAUUUGUUAAAACAAGUACAUCUCAUAAUAGCAGAAGUAGAUACGGCUAAACUUACUUUGGCGGAACAUGAAUUGUUAAAGGCUCAACAUCGAGUUGUUUCCGUUGAUGGAAAUGAAGAAUAUCCAUCUAUCACAUUCAUGAGCUACAAGUAUUCUUCCUCAUCUGUACCGGCAGAGAGUAGUGAUAACAAGGAAAAUAAUAUAAGCGAUUAA
This is a messenger RNA of Trypanosoma theileri, 1605 nucleotides long. RefSeq lists its product as uncharacterized. Lineage: Eukaryota; Euglenozoa; Kinetoplastea; Trypanosomatida; Trypanosomatidae. The transcript has a single exon. The record is from RefSeq and is a predicted model, not a curated record. Gene Ontology annotation, molecular function: RNA binding; 5'-3' RNA exonuclease activity. The coding region runs from base 1 to 1605 and encodes 534 amino acids. Gene Ontology annotation, cellular component: nucleus. Gene Ontology annotation, biological process: nuclear-transcribed mRNA catabolic process.